Messenger RNA from Paramuricea clavata, 520 nucleotides. NCBI's taxonomy places the organism in Eukaryota, Metazoa, Cnidaria, Anthozoa, Malacalcyonacea, Plexauridae. The record is from the annotation of a GenBank genome assembly.
AUCAAAGCAAGAACACCGAUCAGACAGCCAGUUUCUUGGAUGACAAAUGUCCAAUUUGUCUGUGUGACUUCACUGAUAAGAAAACCUUAAUUAAAUGUGGCCAUUCAUUUUGUGCUGGCUGUAUUGAAGAAGCAUUUAAACAUCAGAAGAAAUGUCCACUUUGUUCACAAGUUUAUGGUCCUUCGAUUGGAAAUCAACCUCCAGGAAAGAUGACUGAUAGUGUUCAGUCAAUGCAUUUGCCCGGCUUUGAAUCCUGUGGUACUAUUGUUAUAGUUUACACAUUUGAUAGUGGCGUCCAAGGAGAAAAUCAUCCAAACCCUGGUCAGCGAUACACUGGAACACAACGCCGUGCUUAUUUACCUGGCAACAAAGAAGGGCGAAAGGUUCUUAAGCUGCUGAGGAAAGCUUUUGAUCAGAAACUGACUUUCACAAUUGGUCGGUCGUCCACAACUGGAGCUAGUAAUGUUAUAACUUGGAACAGUAUUCAUCAUAAAACGAGUGUGAUAGGAGGACCAACAAG